Messenger RNA from Biomphalaria glabrata, 3862 nucleotides. RefSeq lists its product as uncharacterized. The record is from RefSeq and is a predicted model, not a curated record. Lineage: Eukaryota; Metazoa; Mollusca; Gastropoda; Planorbidae. The coding region runs from base 2953 to 3672 and encodes 239 amino acids. The transcript has 4 exons.
GUGAAGUAUUUCCUGGAAUAUUGAGCUUUAGACACGAUGAGAAACCUAAAACAAAUGUACAACUAGUCAUUCUGCCUCUACCUGAUCAGUCAUUGGUGUGUCACUAUCUUCAAUGUAUUAAACUCUACUCUGUUUUGUUAUCAACAUAGUGAUUAAAAAUGUUUCCUAGAAGAGGAAAUGGAAAUCUCCGUAGGAUGUACGGGUAUUUCCGUUGCCCAGACUGCAGGAAACAAUGUGAGAGCUCUCAUGUGUACGGCAAGCCAGGAGAACGUGGGGCCGCCUAUGGACAAGAGUGUAAAGACUGUCGUAUUAUGUGCAUGCCUUACCGUCUAGAAAAUAUCAAGUGCUCACAAUGUGGUCAAACAGAUUGUGAAUGUGAGAGAAGGCAUGUUGACCCCAACAAGAACCACCGCAGUGACCUGUGUGGCAAGUGUAAAGCUGGUUUGAAAUGUGGAUUUCGAAGAAACUGAUCGUGGUCUUAAUACUGUGGUGUAACUUACAUACCAAAGGGUGCAACUUACAUACCAAAGGGUGCAACUUACAUACCGUUUUUUGGUGUAACUUAUAUACCACGUAGUGUAACUUAUAUACCAUGUGGUAUAGCUUAUAAACCAUACAUACCAUGUAUCAUCUUAUUCCAAUGUCCACUUUCAGACUUUCUACAUUCAAAAGAUAACCUUAGUGUCAUUGCAAUAGACUAUAUUUAUACAGAGAGAAAGGAGAGAGAGAGAGAGACAAACAUAUAUAUAUGUGUACCAACCAGAAUGUUAAUUCUUUAUUUUAUUUUGUAUUGAAUUCCAUUGUGUCACACAAUUGUCCAGUGUAAGCUAUACAAUGUUUAAAGUACAGUUUUUCAGAUUUAAAAGAGGUGAUCGCGAAUGAAAUUCAUAUUUUCUAUUCCUACUAUUGACUUACACUGUUUAACAUUCUCCUCGUGGGAAAAGGUUGGUUUGACAAUCUGGAGAUGCCUGAAACUGUCACCAAAGUCUAUAGUGUUACACUAAUAUUUUUUUUUAAUGACGAUUAGAUCAUUUACAAUCAAAUAGGAUCCGAUCUAAUCUGAAUCAGUUCCAAUCCAAUACGAUCCGAUCUAAUCUGAAUCAGUUUCGAUCUGAUAAGAUCCAAUCUAAUCUGAAUCAGUUCCGAUCAGAUAAAAUCCAAUCUAAUCUGAAUCAGUUCCGAUCCAAUUUUAUUAGCACGUAACGUUUUUUCUUUUAAUUAUAUAUUUAAUCAUUUUUCAUUCUUUUAUUUGCUUAAAUAGAAUUCAACAGUUUGAAAAAAAAAGGGUUAUGAAGGCUAUCAAAAAAAUCAAUUUACUGUAUUCAAUAUAUAGGUCUGAGAUGCAAUUAUUUGAGUGAAGUACACUUUGAUCUUAUCUAACAUUAGUGAACCUUAGUGAACUGUGUACAUAAACACCAUUUACUAUUACUGAUUGACUAUUUCGAAUUGAACCUAUUCACUAUGAACAUGUACAUACGAUUGAUCUAAUUCAUGUAUAUGUCUUACCUGCCUACUGCUUCGUAACUAUGUUUAAUGUAUCUAGAUAUAUGGCCCUGAUUUUUGUAGUUCUUCCCUUUAUAAUAAGCUUUGUUGUUGUUUUCUAAAAAAAGAUAUUUUAUUAUAUUGUUUGCUUCUCUUUUUCACUGCAUUGUACAAUAGUGUCUCGAAGGUACCGCUAUAUAUAUAUUGUAUAGUUUUGAUCUGAACUAAAUGACUGAUAUGGUCUCAUAGAAUUAGAUCUAAAUUGCUAACGUCAAUAUGACUUUUUGUAGUAAAUAUCCUUUGUGACCAUUUAUAAUUGAUAGAAUUUUUUUAUUAAAAAUUCAUCGUAAUACCUGCAGCCAAUAAUUUAAAAAAAAUUAGCAAUGUUCUUGUUCUCAUGUUAAUGUUUUUUUUAAUGUUUUUAGCCGCUAUUGGUUUCAUGUGGUCUGUCUGUCUGUCCGUCCGCACAAACUAGAAAAGAUGGAAAAUACGAUAUCAUGAUAUUUUAGAUCUUUAAAAAUUCUGAUGCAACGCCUUUUUUUCUGACCUAUACACGGAUCUUGAUAACAGCUUAAACGAUUUUCCUAUAAAUUUGACAGUUGAUGUAUAUCUCUGAGAAAAGAAUUGCUUGCUAAUUGGCCACAUAAGGAAAACUCUAAUUGACCGUUAUAAUUUUUUGAAAUAUUAUCUUCUACAUUAAAUUUGGUUAGCAACAAUUUGGGCACCGUCUUGUAAGUCUGACUCUUGAAGUCUGUCAUUACAAUUGUACAUACUCUGAGUACAUUUCCACGUUCACCUAACAUGGAGUCUUGUUUUCGUGGUGAGGGGGCCAUUGGGACGGGGUAAAAAUAUUCCUUUUUUUUUUAUCUCUCAUUUCCAUGAGUUAUUUAGUGUACAAUAAAGAGUCAUACGAAAAUGCAGCUGAUUUUUAAAGGAGGAAUUGUUUAUAAAAAUUUUAAAAAGUUUUAUGUCACUUGUUUUGUUUGUCUAUUUAUAUUUUUGAUUGUAAAAAAUAGAGUUUAGGUGCAUUGAAGUGUUCUAAUUAUAUUUCCAUCGUCAGAUUAAAUCGAUGUAGGGCAAUUAUUGAUAAGAAGAUAUUUCAAUAGGUCAAUAUCAUUCGUUUAGGGUCAUAGUUCGCGGACGUGUUCCGUAAUAUGCUGUUAACAUUUUAUGAAUGAUGAUAGCGACCAAAGUAAAACAAUUAGUAGGAAUGGGUUCAAUCUUUGUCUAGAGUGUGUAAAGUAUUAAAAUAAUUGGUACUGUCUCUAGAGUAUUCCUUUCAGUAAUACACUAUGUAUACAGAUGUGUGUUGACUAGCUCAGAAUUCAUUAGACCAGUUGGACUUUCAAUUUCAUACAUGACGUAAUAUUUCCAACAAAAAAUCUGACGCAAUAAGAUUACAAGAUGACGUGAUCAAACAGCGCCUAGCACUGUGUAGACAUUAACUGCAGAGACGUUCUGUGUCUUUACAUGUGUCACUUGUCCUCUCUCAAGGAUACUUUAUUUAUGGUCGUUAUGGCUACCGCAGUACCAAAAGGGAACCAAUACAACGAAGUCAAUUAUUGUGGAUUGUAUCAAUGCCAAAUGUGCAACAAGUUUUGGAAAAGCACCAGAAUUAAAUUAGAUCCCAUUACAUUGGAGUUCAAUGACAAACAAAGAUGUCGGCGUUGUCACAAUUUCUACAAGCCUUACAAAGUGGAACUCUUCAAAUGCAAAAGGUGCGGAAAAGUGCUUAAAAAAUGCCAGUGUGAAUCUACUGUUAAUAGUGCAAUCUCUUCUGAUGGAAAACCCAACUACAAGAAGCACGCAAACACGACCUUUGGGGAAAGUGAAAAUAGUCAUGGCAGCCAGCAUUUCGAAAAGUGUUUUAAUCAGACGACAAAGUCAUUUGAAAUGAAACAAGACUUGAACCCGAGCUCGUCAACCAACAGUAAAAAGCGCAAGACUGGGGGCUUAGCGUCCGUUCCCAUAAUUCCCUCUUCUCAUCGGAAAAAAAAUGGAGCAGUUAAUAAUCAGGAGAAAGUUGAGGACAUGAGCGAAGAGUUGUAUGAUGAAACUGAAGAGUUGUAUGAUGAAACUGAAGAUUUGUAUGAUGAAACUGAAGAGUCAGAAGAAGAUGAAAGUGAAGAGUCAGAGGAAGAAGUUGACUUUAUAGAGGAGGAUGACUUUGACUUAAUGUAUAAAGUGUAAACAAGACUGUUACAAAGAGUAGACAAAUGCCUUCCAAGCCAAAAAAAAAAUAUUUAUAAAACUGACUGUUCUUGUAUAUUAUCCCUGGCAGAGACACAAUAUCAGCUUUGAGAACGAAUUACAUUUGCUAAAGCUGAUUUAUAAGGCUAAAUAUCUUAAUAAUUAAUUACAUGAAUGAUUCAAAAUUGAA